GGUCAUAACACUCUCUAAAACAAUCCCGCGUAUAAAUAUAACUUUGCACACUUACCAACCACCGAUUAAUAUUGCUGGCACUGAUAAUCCUCUUGCCUUGUGUUUCUCGUUUUUCACGAAAUGAGAGCGUCUUUGAAGGGCAGGUACGAAAAUGACAAAAGCACCGGCGUUGCUACUGUCGCCUUCAACACCGGCGAUGUUAAGCUUCGGGCUUCUGUAACCGACGCCACCUUCGUCAACGGCCCUAGCUUAAACGGCUUGUCUCUAGCUGUCGAGAAACCUGGCUUCUUCAUAGUAGACUACAACGUUCCCAAAAAGGAUUUUAGGUUUCAGUUUAUGAAUGCUGUUAAGGUUGUGGACAAGCCCUUGAAUCUGACAUACAUUCAUAGUAGAGGGGAUAAACGUACUAUUUUGGACGGGACUCUUGUGAUUGAUUCAGCGAACAAAAUAUCUGCUAAUUAUAUGGUCGGGACGGAGAAUUGCAAGUUGAAGUAUACUUAUGUGCAUCGUGGGUUGAUGACAUUUGAGCCGUGUUAUGACUUGGCAAAGAAUUCAUGGGAUUUUGCGGUAUCUCAGAAGGUCUAUAGUGAUGAUGUGCUCAAGGCUACGUAUCAAACGUCAAGCAAGAAUCUGGGCUUGGAGUGGUCAACGAAUUCAAAGCUGAAUGGGAACUUCAAGUUUUCUGCAUCCGUCAAUUUGGCUGAGGAGUCAAAAAUGCCAAAAUUAAGUGCUGAGAGUAUGUGGAACUUUGAGAUGUGAUAUGUUUCAUCAGUAUUCUUUCUUGGUUGUAACAUUACCGGUUAUUUAAACAAACAGCUCCACCUCUGGCUGUGCCCCCAUGUUUCAUCAGUAUUCUUUCUUGGUUGUAACAUUUACCGGUUAUUUAAACAAAGAGCUCCACCUCUGGCUGCGCCCCCAGUUGCUUUGAGCAUUUUUUUUC
This is a messenger RNA of Populus nigra (black poplar), 940 nucleotides long. Its product is annotated as outer envelope pore protein 24A, chloroplastic-like. Bases 121 to 759 code for a protein of 212 amino acids. Gene Ontology annotation, biological process: regulation of monoatomic ion transmembrane transport. NCBI's taxonomy places the organism in Eukaryota, Viridiplantae, Streptophyta, Magnoliopsida, Malpighiales, Salicaceae. Gene Ontology annotation, molecular function: voltage-gated monoatomic cation channel activity. The transcript is spliced from 3 exons. The record is from RefSeq and is a predicted model, not a curated record.